This is a messenger RNA of Mauremys mutica (yellowpond turtle), 1999 nucleotides long. RefSeq names its product H-2 class I histocompatibility antigen, Q9 alpha chain-like. The transcript is spliced from 4 exons. The record is from RefSeq and is a predicted model, not a curated record. The coding region runs from base 27 to 1007 and encodes 326 amino acids. Gene Ontology annotation, biological process: immune response. Gene Ontology annotation, cellular component: external side of plasma membrane. Lineage: Eukaryota; Metazoa; Chordata; Testudines; Geoemydidae.
GGCAGCGGGACACGGACCGGGCGGUGAUGGAGCUGCUGGUCCUGCUGCUGCUGCUGGGGGCUGCGGCCAGCCCGGGGGGCGGCUCCGGCCCGCACGUGCUGCGCUAUUUCUACACCGGGGUGUCGGAGCCCGGCCCGGGGCUGCCCCAGUUCAUCACGGUCGGGUACGUGGACGAUCAGCUGUUCAUGGACUACGACAGCGAGCGGCGGAGCGCGGAGCCACGCGCGGAGUGGAUGGCGCGGAGCGAGGGGCCGCAGUACUGGCAGCGGGAGACCCAGAACUUGCAGGGCGAGCAGGCCACGUUCCCACCAAACCUGAACACCCUGCGCGGGCGCUACAACCAGAGUGGGGGAUUUCACACUCUCCAAGUGAUGUACGGCUGUGAGCGCCGGGAGGACGGCUCCACCGGGGGGUUUUUUCAGUAUGGCUACGAUGGGCGAGACUAUAUCAGCUUCGAUAAGGACCACGAGACCUGGGUGGCGGCAGAUGACGCAGCUCAGGUCAGCAAACGGAAAUGGGAGGCUGACAGGAGCAUGGCUCAGAGAUACAGAAUCUACCUGGAGCAGGAGUGCAUCGAGUGGCUGGGGAAGUACGUGGAGUACGGGAAGGAGACGCUGCAGAGGAGAGAGCCACCACAGAUGAACGUGAGCGACCAGCCGAGCCGGAACGGGCUCACCACCCUCUCCUGCUGCGUCCACGGCUUCUACCCGCGGAACGUGGCCGUCGUGUGGCUGAAGAAGGGGGUGGCCGUGCCGCAGGAGACAAACCGUGGGGACGUGCUUCCCAGUGGGGACGGGACCUACCAGACCCGGGCCACCAUCGAGAUCGACCCCAGCAGAGAGACCGAUUAUACCUGCAGGGUGGAGCACCCCAGCAUGGCGGAGGAUCUGAGAGUGCCCUGGGGCAAGGGGGGGAUUGACUCUGGGGUGGGCAGAAGAAGUUUUUGGGAGGGUUAUGAAAUGUUUUUUUUCUUAAUUACUAUUAUUAUUAAGACUUUAUUAAUAUGACUUUAUUUUGUAUCAAAUGAACUAACAGAACUUCAUGAGUAAAGUUUUAUGAAUGAAACAGCGUUCAUUCAUAAAACCGGCUCUCGCAAUAACCCGCUAAAUGGCAAUAAAGCCGCUCGUUAAGUCCCCGCAGUUUGCGCUUAUUGAGAAAGUCCACAGCUGUUCGGUUCAAUUACCGUCCGCUUGUUAGAGCCGCAGCUGUUCGGCGGCUGCUCCUGCAGUUUCAGUCCAAUCGCUGCUUGGAUCGCUGGCCCUUGCUGUGUGGGUCACGGUUUUAACAUUGUUACCCCUGUUCACUGUUUGCCUCCCAACACUGUAAAUUGUUCAUGACACUUGUUUUGAUCAGACUCCAUAUUGUAACGAACUCCGUUUUGAAAUGCUCACUCCACUUUGCAAACCCUGCUGCCCCCUGAGUAACUCAGCUCAGGUGUGUGAGUGAGGGACGCAGGGAUGAUGGAAUCAGCCUCCAGCCGCAGCCUGGCCUGACCAGGGGAAUCGCAAACACCAGUGGCUGGAGAUGCAGACAACAGCCCUGCCCAAGUGAGAAGAGUCACCCCAAAGCAAAGAACAAAGGUGCAAUAGGAGGAAGAUCAAAGCCAGGUCCCAGGCUGAAAGUCGCCUGCAAUGGACGGGUGAUCGGUCACACCGAGCCCAGAGGCAGCGGGACACAGCAAGACCCAGAGACUCUUGUUCAGACUAAAGCCUAUGAAAAGGCUGGGUGAGAUGGGAGACUUUGGGUAAUGUUCUGCUGCCAACAUCAAAGGGCGUCGCUGCACGGCCGACGGAGACCCAGCUCCUCGUGCUCGGCUCUCCUGGCCAUGAGCUGCGAAUUCAAGCCAAGGACUCGAGCUACGUUCAGGACUGGUAACUACACAGCAGCUGCAGAACAUUUGGGGUGUGUGUUAAUACCUAAUACGUAUAUACACACAAUCAGUGUUAGAUCAAAUUGUGUUUUCAUAAUAAACGUGGCAUCUUACCUUGUCCCCUGAAAA